Molecule: messenger RNA, 3528 nt
Organism: Clonostachys solani
Lineage: Eukaryota; Fungi; Ascomycota; Sordariomycetes; Hypocreales; Bionectriaceae
Source: the annotation of a GenBank genome assembly
AUGGAUCCCGACUCUUCUAUUGAGGUAGACUAUGAGUCUUCCGACCUUGAGAAUGACUUACCUAGCACCAUUACUAAGGUGACGUACUCGAAUCAAAACGUUUUAGGGCUUGAACAGAUCCUUAAGAGGCCAGAUACCUAUAUCGGAUCAACGGCGAGAACCAGCCAGAAGAUGUGGGUUUUCAACAAAGAAGCUAAAGAAAUGGAAAAGCGGAAAAUUACCUACGUGCCUGGGAUCUACAAGAUCUUUGACGACAUCCUUAUGAAUGCGGUGGAAUGCAAGAAGGCCAAUGAAAAAUUCAGUUACAUCAAGGUCAUGAUUGACAAGGCCACGGGGGAGAUCAGUGUAGAAAGCAACGGCCAAGGCAUUCCCGUUCAAAUCCACACUGAAGGAAUAUAUCUUCCUGAAAUCAUCAUUGGUCGCUUGCAAUCAUGGUCCGACAUGGAUGAUGACGAGCAGAGGACCUACCGCGACAUAAAAUCCUACAGAUUCAUAAUCUGCAAUGUUUUUAGCAGAGAACUCACUAUAGAGAUCCACGAUGAAAAGAACAGCAAGCAGUACAAGCAAACAUGGUCAGGAAAUAUGUCGAAAUCAACGAGGCCUGAAAUCACGAGUGGAACGACCAGCGACAUGACCCGAGUUACAUUUCAACCCGACUUCAGCAGGUUCCACAUGCCCAGCGGGAUCGAUGAUGACCUCGAAUGUCUACUACACCGUAGGGUUUAUGACAUUGCUGGGACAGUCCCUGGAAUUGAGACGUUUCUCAACAAUGAACGCAUCGAUAUUGAUUUUAGGACCUAUUGCGAAAUGCAUGUCAAAGGCAUUGCUUCAAAGCGAAGCGCUCGAGAGGGAUUAUUGAGCCCGUAUAAUAUAAUCCUGGAAGACAGCAAAUCCCACAAGGAGUGGCAAAUUGCUGUCGCUCUUUCAGACGGCUCCUUCCAGCAGGUGUCGUUUGUGAACUCGGUUGCAACAACAGCUGGAGGUACUCACGUCAAAUACAUUACCGAUCAGAUCACUACACAUCUUUUCAAAACCCUGCAAACGGAAGAGAAAACUCACAUAUCUGACCAAUCAAUUAUUAAAAACCAGCUGUUGAUCUUCAUCAACUGCCGGAUCCCCAAUCCAGCUUUUUCCUCCCAUGAUAUGGCAGAAUUAACGACAACUAUCCGCCGUUUGGAAUCCAAAUGUAUCCUCUCAAAUGGAUUUCUAGAUGAGAUUGCUGCGUCUGAAAUUUUAAGGAAUGCCAUGGACUUUGGUAAGGCUAUACAGGGAAAGCCUGCAGGUGCUGAGGUCAGACGAUGGCAUGUCGGCAACUCUAAGCUUGUUGAUGCCCAUCUCGCUGGCACCGAACGGAGCCACGAAUGUUCUUUGAUUCUUGCAGAUGGCGACUCGGUCAACGGACUGGCGAUGUGUGGCCGAGCAUUAUUGGACCCAGAUCGAUUAGGCAUUCUUCCUCUUGCUAGAAACUUGCCGAAUGUACGAAAUCUUUUAAAGAGUCUAAUGUCCAAGAACGAGGAGGUUCAAGCACUCAAAGAAGCUCUUGGACUAGAAAAUCAGAAGUCAUAUUCCGAUACAAGGGGGCUUCGGUAUGGCCAUAUCUGGAUAUGGUCCGAUCGAGACCAAGGCGGGAGCCUUUUUAAAGGUCUAGUAAUCAACUUCUUCCAGGUUGAAUUUCCAUCGAUAUUAGAAAUCCCCAACUUCUUCUACGAUUUCAUCACACCUGUGGUUCAAGCAUGGCAGGGGACGAAUCUAACGAGACCCCACAAGCGUGAGUCGUUUUUCAGCAUUCCACAGUUCGAGGAAUGGAAGGCAGCCCAUACCUCCGAGAUGUCACUCUGGAAUCACAAAUACUUCAACGGACUUGGGGCGAGUUCUAACGAGGAUGCAAUAUCUUAUUUUACCGAUUUGGAUGCGCAUCUCAAGAAGUUUGAAGUUAUGCGCCCAGAUGAGGCUCAGCUUGUUGAAUUAGUGUUCUCCAAAAAGAAGGCGGAUGUGAGAAAGGAAUGGCUAGGAAACUACGCUCCUGGGGGGUAUGUCGACCGAACAAAGAGUUCGAUAAGUUUCGGAGAUUUCAUCAGAAACGAGCUUAUUUUGUCCAUCAUGGAUAGAAAUGUCCGAUCUAUUCCAUCCGUUCUUGAUGGGUUUACACCUAGACAGCGGAAGGUUAUGUUCGCCGCCUUCAAGAAAUGUUUGACAACCGAACAGAGGGUUAUCGACUUGGCAGGCUAUGCCUCUGAGCAAACUGACUAUGAUGAAAAUGAGACUUCCUUGUACGAAACGAUAAUUGGCUUGGCCCAAACGUUUGCUGGCUGGAAUAAUAUCAAUUGCCUUGAGACGUGUGGAAAUUUCGGGUCUCGACUCGCUGGAGGGUCCGACGCCGCGAGUCCUCGAUAUCUUAGCACACGGCUUUCCGCAUGGACUCUGAAAAUAUUCUCUGCCCUAGAUGAGCCUAGCCUGAAGAUGUGUCAUGAAUUAGGAAAAGAAACUGAGCCAGAAGUCUAUGCGCCAGUGAUUCCUAUGAUUCUCGUCAACGGCGCGAACGGGAUUGGAACGGGAUGGAGCACAUCGAUUCCGAAUUACAACCCUGUUGAAAUCGUCCAAAAUCUCAAAAGGCGAAUGGGUCGGCUAGGAGAGGUCGAUGGAGAGGAAGCAGAAUUCCAGCCAAUGCAGCCCUGGUAUCGUUUUUGGAAUGGUUUGAUUAAACCUGCAGGGCCUAACAGAUUCGAAACUAACGGAAUGCUUCGAUGGGAUGGGGGAAGCGAAGUUGUCAUAACGGAACUACCCAUCCGUAUGUGGACGGAUGAUUUCAGAGCCCAGCUGGAAGAAAUGAUCAGUGGCUCAAAUGGCACGCCAAUAAUCAAGUCAUACGAAGAGUUUGGUGAUCACAAAACAGUUCAUUUCAAAAUCCAGCUGCAUGAAACGAAUGCCAUGGAUCUUAACCACCAGGGCCUGCUGGGUCUCUUCAAGCUGAACAAGCAGAUAGGGACCUCAAAUCUCGUUGCCUUCAAUAAAGCCGGCCAGCUACAAAAAUAUCAAACCGUCGAAGAGAUUCUAGAAGAGUACUACAUAUUCCGACUGGAAAUGUAUGCCAAACGCAAGCUGUAUUGGCUAUCAAAGUACAAGAUCAAACACAGAAGGCUUCAAAACCAAACUAGGUUUAUCCGAGAGAUCAUAGGAGGGGAGCUUGUUGUUCAGACUCAAAAUAAGCAAGCUAUCAUUGAUCAACUUCGGGAGCAAAACUACGAGCCGUUUUCGCCAUGCAGAGGUGGAUCCAAACCUCAAAUGAUCGACGAUAACAUGGAGACUUUAAGACAACAAGACCCAAAUGAGAACGCCUUGAAUUUCGAUUAUGUACUCUCUAUGCCCAUUUGGUCUCUCACACAAGAGCGGCUGGACGAGUUGAAUACAAUGAUCGAAGCGAAUAAAGCAGAGCUCGAUGCUCUAGAGGCUCUGAGUGUAAAAGAUAUGUGGUGUCAAGACCUUGAUGAUUUUCUGGUCGAAUGGAAUUCACAGUCGAUAGAAGAUUAA